AGUUACCACAAGAAAACUUCCAAUGAUUCUGAAAAUAUCUUGAAGCCUUCAUUAUUCAACACUUUUCUCAGCCAACCCAGAAUGAAUCAAAGCAAAGCAUUGCUGUCCACGGAGUCAAUAGGAAGAAACCAAAGAGCAAAGGAAAAUCAAAGCCCCAUGUUCCGCCUUGUUCCCUAAUAUCCGAAAGAUCCCGCAAGAUCUUUGUCAUUUCAAGCCUCGCCGAUUGAGCUCCACACCACACCGGGCCAUGGCGUCGGAGAAGACGGACCACUUGGAGGAGAGAGCGAAGGCUUUCUUCAACGACAGAUGGCUGGUGUUCGUGGCUUCGAUGUGGGUUCAAUCUUGCGCCGGGAUUAGUUACUUGUUCGGGAGCAUUUCGCCGGUGAUAAAGAGCUCUAUGGGGUACAAUCAGAGGCAGAUUGCCAUUCUGGGUGUGGCCAAGGAUUUGGGGGACAAUAUUGGGUUUGUUGCCGGUGCUCUGAGUGAGGUUUUGCCCAUCUGGGUGGUGCUUCUCAUUGGGGUGGUUCAGAACUUUGUUGGGUAUGGCUUGGUUUGGCUCAUUGUCACUCACAGAUUGCCUGCUUUGCCGCUCUGGGUGCUGUGCAUUUCCAUAUUUGUGGGAACCAAUGUUGAUUCCUACUUCAAUACCGGAGCUCUGGUGUCCUGUGUGCAAAACUUUCCCAGAAGCCGUGGUCCAACUGUUGGGAUACUCAAGGGAUUCGCGGGGUUGAGUGGUGCAAUUUUGACUCAAAUUUACAACACGAUCAAUGCUUCGAAUCAAGCAUCUCUGAUCUUGAUGAUUGCAGUCUGGCCAUCGAUUGUUGUCAUCUCUGUCAUGUUCGUUGUUAGACCUGUGGGGGGUCACAAACAAGUUAGAGGUUCUGAUAAAUUGAGUUUCUUGUUCAUCUAUGGUGUCUGUCUUAUUCUAGCGGCUUACUUGCUGGCCAUCUUGUUGCUCAAGGAUGCACUACAUAUAAGCCAAGUAAUACUCACAGUUAUAUUGAUCCUUAUAUUAUUGCUUCCAAUUAUGAUUCCUGUUAUAUUGGCCUUUCAUGAGCCGAGAUCCCCACAAGAGGAGAGCUUUCUCCUCGAGACACAGACAGAUGAAACAAGCAAAUCCAAGGAGGAGGGAAACGAGGUCGUCAUUCUCAGUGAGGUCGAAGACGAGAAACCUGCAGAAGUUGAAUCACUCCCAGCACCCGAAAGGCAAAAACGAAUUUCUUAUUUGCAAGCUAAACUGUUUCAAGCGGCUGCUGAAGGAGCGGUGAGGAUCAAGAGGAGGAAGGGCCCUCAUAGAGGAGAGGAUUUCACUUUAAUGCAGGCAUUGUUGAAGGCAGAUUUCUGGCUUAUCUUCUUCUCCCUUGUACUGGCUUCUGGUUCUGGCAUGACGAUAAUCGACAACUUGGGUCAGAUAUGCCAGUCUCUUGGAUAUAGCAACACAGACAUGUUUGUUUCCAUGAUUAGCAUUUGGAAUUUUCUUGGUCGGGUUGGUGGAGGAUACUUCUCAGAGGUUAUUAUAAGGAACUAUGCCUUCCCAAGGCCAGUGGCAAUGGCUUUCGCUCAGGUCAUUAUGGCCUCUGGACUCUUCUUUUACGCCAUGGAUUGGCCGGGGGCAAUCUAUGUCAUGACCAUACUAACAGGAAUUGGAUAUGGCGCCCACUGGGCAAUCGUGCCUGCUGCAAUCUCAGAAUUGUUUGGCUUAAAAAGUUUCGGCGCAUUGUACAAUUUCCUUACGCUGUCCAGCCCUAUGGGAUCAUUAGUCUUUUCUGGUGUCAUAGCCAGUGGCAUAUAUGAUUAUGAGGCCGGGAAGCAAGCUGCUCUCCACCACCAAAAGUUUGGAUCUCUCAUGGCGGAUGAUGAACCGCCCAGUUGUGAGGGUAUUGUAUGCUAUUCUCUCACUUGUGGUAUCUUGUCAGGACUGUGCAUAGCUGCUGUCAUGCUGAGUUUGAUUGCUGUCUAUCGAACAAGGAGGGUGUAUGCGCAGCUUUAUGGAAACUCGCGCUCUUGAGAUGCCAGGAGAUGUCACUAGAGAUCGUGUUUAUAUAAGCAUCAUGCCAGGGGAAUUUCUUUCAUUCAUCAACUGCAUUCUCGUUCUCAGGAAACCAAGCUGAAGUCAAUAAGAAAAAGCCAACAUAAUUGCAUUUUUAUGGAUUCUGUUGUUAUCUUCUGUGACGACGUGGGUCUAUACCAUUUUUUAUAUUUAUUUUAUUUUGAUGUAUAUAUAUAUAAUUAUAUUAUUUUAAAAUUAAAUAAAAUUGAUUGAUGGUUUGAUGAAGCUAGA
Molecule: messenger RNA, 2281 nt
Organism: Diospyros lotus (date-plum)
Lineage: Eukaryota; Viridiplantae; Streptophyta; Magnoliopsida; Ericales; Ebenaceae
Product: protein NUCLEAR FUSION DEFECTIVE 4-like
Exons: 3
Coding region: 248-2008 (586 amino acids)
Cellular component (GO): membrane
Source: RefSeq, a predicted model, not a curated record